Fusarium coffeatum is the source of this 1179-nucleotide messenger RNA. RefSeq lists its product as uncharacterized. The transcript is spliced from 2 exons. The coding region runs from base 1 to 1179 and encodes 392 amino acids. The record is from RefSeq and is a predicted model, not a curated record. NCBI's taxonomy places the organism in Eukaryota, Fungi, Ascomycota, Sordariomycetes, Hypocreales, Nectriaceae.
AUGCCGUCCGCUGUGGCAGAACCUCAGAAGGCCGCCUCGAACUCACAAAGUUCGACUUCACAGCCCUCGCACGAGCUUCAACGACGAUAUGAAUUGGCUGCGUCGACUUUCAAAACCCUUUGCGAGAUCAAAAGCAACCCAGAUAACUUCGCUGUUCUCAAGAUGGCCUGCUCAGCAACCGAGUUCAAUACCUUCCCCAUCCGAAAAGAAGAAACCACCUUCUUCAGGGCGAUCAACGACAGUACAGGCAUUCCGUACCAAGUCCCUGAGUUCAUAUCCAAACCAUGGCACAAAGCAUUUCUUCUCGUGCAAAUUGACCUCUUGAAGACCGGUUGGCCCAACAAGUUGAAAGGCGCAGCUCGGAAAGAACUUUACCACGAACUCUCUCGGAUGUACAAGCUACUCGACCGCGUGCUGAGAUGCUUGGUGGAUAUUCUUGGAGAGAGGGGCGAUGGGAGGGGAGUACAGACAGCUCUUGAAGUACUGAGAAGUGUCAAAUCUGGGGUUUGGGAGGAAAGUAACAAUCAUCUUUUGCAAGUCGAGGGUAUUGGUCCAGCGAAAAGAGACAAGCUUGUCAAGGCCAACAUCAAGACCAUCAAGGACUUAUCUACAAUGGAGUUUUACCACAUUGAACGAAUCCUCAGUCGAAACCCGCCUUUCGGCCAGACACUUCUGCACAAAGUGGCUGGGUUUCCUAUUCUCAAGCUUGACUUUGAGAUUAUUGGACAAUACACUCCUGAGGCUGAGGCACCCUUGCUCGUCUCCCCGGCCGCCUCUGAAAACAACCAAGCAGGAACGGGCGUUGUGUCCGCCAGUGAGUCACUCUGGAUUGCUCGAGCUGUACUCGGAUUUGCCAAUGAGAGGACUCCAACCUGGAAGGGUCGCACACCCUGGCUCACAUUAGUAGUUGAGGGGGGCGGCGGACGACUUGUCUGGUUCUGGCGAGGAAGCGCAAAGAGGUUGGUUGACGAGAAGGAGAUGAUCAUUGGUCUUAGCGCGAAGAGUGGCGAGCAACUGAAGGUUGCUUUUUCUUGUGAGGAGAUCGUUGGAACUAUGGUGAAGAUGGAUGUUCGUGUAUUAGUAGAUGCCCUCACAUCGCAUGGUCAAGCACCGGCUCCAGUACACAACAAGCAUAUGAACCAGUUGCCAGCAGCGCCUCCUCCACCGCUCAACGCAUAA